GCUACAGAUCCAGAUUCAGGGCUUUGGGGAGAAAUCAAGUACUCUAUCUACGGAACAGGAGCAGAUUUAUUCCUAAUCCACCCAUCAACAGGUAUAAUUUACACCCAGCCGUGGGCUAUUUUAGAUGCUGAAGUGAACUCAAAGUAUAAUUUCUAUGUGAAAGCAGAGGACACAGAUGGAAAAUACAGCUUGGCUGAGGUGUUUAUCACUGUAUUAGAUGUCAAUGACCACUCUCCAGAGUUCAAUGAAAACAUCCAGGAAAAGACAAUGAUCAUCGGGUCACCAGUGAAGAUAGAGGCUAUAGAUCAAGAUGCAGAAGAACCCAACAACAUUGUGGAUUAUUCCAUCAUGCAAGCAGAUCCAGCCAAUGUGUUUGAUAUAGACCAAAGCACUGGGGAAAUCAAGCUGAAAUCCUAUAUACGUUCCCUAGACAUCAUCCACAACAUCACAAAAAACAAAGACUGCAUAUGGUCAUUGGUGGUACAGGCCAAAGAUCGAGGCUCCCCAUCUUUCAGUACCACAGCAGUUCUCAAGAUUGAUAUCACAGAAGAGACUCUUCACAAAGGGCCUAUGGCCGCCUUUUUGAUGCAAACUAAAGAUAAUCCCAUGAAAGCCUUAGGAGUGCUAGCUGGUGUCAUGGGCAUAAUGGUGCUGAUCACUAUCAUGAUCUCUACUGCCAUGUUCUGGCGCAACAAGCGGUCCAACAAAAUUAUGCCGGUAAGAAGGAUCAUAAAAAAGAGACAGAUCCAACCAUCCCGGACAGUCAGGAUGGAGUGGCUGAAGUUCAAGAGGCCCAGCAGUGCUGCAGAGAAGUUUGUCAUUGAGGAUGAUGCCAAGAGCCUACACAACGAGAACAGCAACAACAACAUCCAGGUUGUCUCUGUGCCACCAGCGGCCCCCAUGCCCCCACCACCCCCCGUCCUGGCUCCCAGGAGCGAUGCCCUGGGGUGGAGGGUGCCAACUGUGUCCGGCUCACUCACUCCCAAGCAUAUAAUUAAGCCACCAAAGAAGAAAAGUCAUAGCAGCACCCACAACGCCCUCGUUUCAGAGCUCAAAAUGAGGUUUGAGAAGAGGAAUGCAGCUAUCGGCGAGCCCCAUAUCUAGGUGCUCUCAGAAGCCCCCAGAGACUGCAGACUGUGGCUGUGCAUGGAUGUAUUUAUGUACUGUGUUCUUUCCCAUGUCUGUCAGCACCCUGUGAACUGAGAGCAGCAUCUCUCUGUGAUAGCCACCCCUCACCUUCUGCAAGUAUCACAUGCUACAGAGUCACCCCACCCAUAGAAGUGCUGCUGUCUAUGCCCAGUCAUGGCUGCAGCUCCUUCAGCCUGUGUCCCACUGUUGGUUCCUCUCUGCAGCUGUCUGAUCAGGGUGCUGACUA
Molecule: messenger RNA, 1375 nt
Organism: Acanthisitta chloris (rifleman)
Lineage: Eukaryota; Metazoa; Chordata; Aves; Passeriformes; Acanthisittidae
Product: cadherin-related family member 1-like
Exons: 4
Biological process (GO): homophilic cell-cell adhesion
Cellular component (GO): plasma membrane
Molecular function (GO): calcium ion binding
Source: RefSeq, a predicted model, not a curated record